Messenger RNA from Phalaenopsis equestris, 1317 nucleotides. RefSeq lists its product as uncharacterized. NCBI's taxonomy places the organism in Eukaryota, Viridiplantae, Streptophyta, Magnoliopsida, Asparagales, Orchidaceae. The record is from RefSeq and is a predicted model, not a curated record. The transcript has 3 exons. The coding region runs from base 648 to 1097 and encodes 149 amino acids.
UUUGAUUUUAAUCGUUUUGAAUUUCCAUAUCAUUGAUUGAAAAUUUAAAAAAAUAAUAACAAACCAAGAAAAUGUUGAAUUUUAAUUCAAAUUUAAAAUUGCGUUUAACAUAAUUAAGAUAACUCGAUCUUCACAUUAAGCAUACCUAUGUAUAAUAACAGAGUUAUGCAUAAAUAUAAACAAGUUUCAAUUACAGAUUAAAUUCAAGCAAGGUUUUGAGCUUAGAAUAAAGUAAAUCAAUAAAUAUUUUGAAUAUCCAUCUUGACUUAAACUAUCAUUUUUGAUAAUUGAUAUUCUGGACCAGCUCUAGAGAUAAAAUGCAACAUUAAAGUGGCAUAACCCGAAUUCAAAUAGAUUCAUAUCAAGCAUUUAAGAUUUAUGAGAAAUCAAUUGAACGGUCAAAUUAUCUUGGAUUCUUAUAUGUUUAUAAUUAAAUCUUGCACCUUGAGUGGCUCGAUUCUGAGAUGAUUAAUAUACUUAAAUACUAAUAGAAACAUUCAUGAUUAAGAAAAUUAACACAAAUUCAUGAUUAAAAAUAUCUAUCAAUAGUUGCCGAGUAAAGUAUUUUAAAUUGUGGUUAUUGGAGUGGGCCGGCGCUGCCGACAUUUACUUGUUAUCUUAUCCAAAGCUGUGGUCUAUGUUUGCGCAUGGAUUACAGCAGCUCUGCUCUACUCUCUCACAAUUCCAUUCUUGGAGGGAAUAAAAACCUGAAGAUGAGUUCCCAUGGCUUUCGGACUCUGGGAAUUACAGCUUCAACCAAGCUGCCAUUAGCUUCUACCUCAGUAACAUCAUUGGUUUCCUUCCAGCCCUUUAAGCUAAACCAAAACUGCGGAAGAAGAGCUCUCUUUUCCUUCCUGGUAGCAACAGCAGUCGGACCUCAAGGCAUUGACUCAAUGAAUGCUCUGCUUCAAGAGUAUCGGAAGAGGUCAAUAGAGAAGAAGCCAGAGUAUGACAAACAGAGGUUGGAUGAUUACUACAAUCGUAACUACAAGGAGUACUUUGAGCUCAUCGAAGGUUUUUCAAAGGGUAAAAGUGAGGAUUUGCUCUCAGAAUCUGAGAAGGGGAUUCGAGAGUGGCUGCAGAGAAACAAAAAAUGAUUCUAAGCAGCAGCAAGUCUAGCAAAAUGGGUGUUGAAGAAGGCUGCAAACUUAGAACAUAGAAAAAUAAAUAAAUAAAUAAUGCCCCAUAUUAUAAACCCUCAGGUAAGCUAUGAAGCUUACCAAGAUAUAUAUAUGCAGUUGUACAUGUAUGAUCAAGCACAUUGCUUUUUGAAUAUAUAUUUUCUAUUUCUUCUUUUCAUUAAAAACAAUUAAGAAA